UAGUCAGAGCUCACCACAUAAGUACAUGGCACCUGGAAAGCCAGCCAAAGCUAUCAGAAUCAAAGUUCCGCGCCAUGGUGCUCAACGGAUAGGCGCGAAAUUUUCCGCGCAUGUCCAAGCGCUGGCUAGGAAAGAAAAAACUCGCGUGGCCACCUACCAGCCCAACUAUGACUCGAAUAAUGGGUUAGCUCAGGCUAUUGAGUCUGCAUCUGACUGGAAUUCAUUGCUUAUAACAGCUCGCGCUGAACGUGGACCACAGUGGGAUGUUGGAACUCAACAGUUUCUUGUGGACCAAGGGUCUGACCUCUACUACGACCCAUCUCCACUGAUGGAGUACCAGAAACGACAACGUGAGGAGGAGCAUGCCGCCGCUCGAACCUCGAUGCAGCCUCCCGACUUCCGUGGCCAUGAUCCUUCUCGUAUUACUCGAAAUCACUCGACCUCUUCAAAUCAUAACUAUCCAUACGUAUCACAGGGCAUGUCUCAAGUGACUCCACGACAUCCUAAUCUUGGGGGGUACUCGAACGUUCCAUUUAACGGCAUUCCACCCAGUCACUUCUACGGCGCUGGAGUGGAUGUGGCUUCUCCUGCGAGGAUGGGUAUGAGAGACAGCAUGGGUGCCAGCAUGUCCCCAGAUGUGAGGAGGAGGUCAGCGAGAGGCAUACCAGAGGAUGGAUUCAUUCAGCUGCAUGGACCAUGAUCACACAAGACCAUUGAUUCCCGUGUAUGUUAUCCAGUGCUGUGUAUAUCAUCCUUGUUCCUGCUGAAGUUACUGCUUCCUAAUUCUACAUUGCAUCAUUCGGCAUGAAUUAACCACCCGUGCAUUAUUUCACCCGAGUCAUUCUUGUUGUCACAAUUUCUCUUGCUCCGCCCUCCCA
Messenger RNA from Suillus paluster, 878 nucleotides. RefSeq lists its product as uncharacterized. NCBI's taxonomy places the organism in Eukaryota, Fungi, Basidiomycota, Agaricomycetes, Boletales, Suillaceae. The transcript has 3 exons. Bases 26 to 700 code for a protein of 224 amino acids. The record is from RefSeq and is a predicted model, not a curated record.